Molecule: messenger RNA, 510 nt
Organism: Pseudozyma hubeiensis SY62
Lineage: Eukaryota; Fungi; Basidiomycota; Ustilaginomycetes; Ustilaginales; Ustilaginaceae
Exons: 2
Coding region: 1-510 (169 amino acids)
Source: RefSeq, a predicted model, not a curated record
AUGUCGGCGGUACUACGACCCGUUAGAGCAGCGUUGAACCGAGCGCAUAGAGCAUUCAGCCUCGAGCUACAAAACGAAGGCAGCGUUGCUCGAGACCACCUCGCGUCGGAAAGGACGUUCCUGGCAUGGCUUCGCACCAGCCUUAGCCUGGUCAGCAUCGGCAUCGCCGUGACACAGCUCUUCCAGCUACCGUCUCUCGUCGGCUCACCCGAUGCAAAGCGACCUGGCGGUGCGAGCUACCUCGAUUUCCAAAAAGAUCCGGUGGUAGACUGGUCCGAAGCUGCACCUCACAUCCUUCUCUCGCAGAGACUGGAGAGCAUAGCCAAGCUUGGAAAGCCAUUAGGCGGCUCCUUCAUCCUGCUUGGUGUGAUUGCGCUGGCGCUCGGUUGCUAUAGAUACUUUGCAGUCCAGUCGACUCUGGUUCGCGGCAAGUUUAUACCCUCUAGGAUCGGAAGUGAGUAUGCUCCAAUCCACCACACCUCUGUGAUACCCACCAAGAUGACUCUCUGA